AUGUCUGCCGCAGGGAAGACGCCAGAUGCCGACCAUAGCAAACAGCCAAAAAGAAGUCUCCUCGACCUCCCACUGGAGAUCUGGAGCAAAAUCGGCAAACUGGUGAUCAACGACCUCGAACCCCUCGAUACCCGCCAGCUCGUGAAACGAUGGAUGGCCACCACUCGUGAUGGCAUUGCAGCCGAUCUCGUCCUCGCGCGGCAACCUCCCACCACAUGCACCUGUCGCGCCUUGCGAGCAGAGCUCCUCCCCUUCUACUACAGAACCAAAUGCCGCAUCUCUGUCCGGGCAAACUCCGACAUGCCAGCAUACGCCGACAGGCCAGCAUGGAAUAGGCUAGGUAGAAAGCUUCAGCGCGGUGUGAUUCUGCACGCCGCUGGCGCGUGGCUUGGUGCGAUCGGCUCUGUCAAUAGGGGCCAUGUUCGUGGUAUUACCUACGAGAAUUGGAAGCUCGAUGAGGGUCAGAGUACUGGGGCGGUGGAGGGAAGGAAGUUGGCAGAGGUGCCGCUGAGGUUGGAGAUGGUGGAGAGUGCGGGUGGUGCUGGGUCGAAGGGGUAUGGGCCUGAGAUGCGGCGGAGGGUUGUGUUGCUCGAAUAG
Fulvia fulva is the source of this 597-nucleotide messenger RNA. RefSeq lists its product as uncharacterized. The coding region runs from base 1 to 597 and encodes 198 amino acids. The record is from RefSeq and is a predicted model, not a curated record. The transcript is spliced from 2 exons. NCBI's taxonomy places the organism in Eukaryota, Fungi, Ascomycota, Dothideomycetes, Mycosphaerellales, Mycosphaerellaceae.